AUGACAAACCGUCAGACGGUAGUUCAGGUCAUUGAAAGAGCUGAUCACCGUAUCUCAAAAUUGACGUCUCGCCUCCUUCAUGUUUCGAGACACGAAGUAGACGUUAUUCGUACUGCAAAGCGCCCUUCCACUGUUGGUGAUCAAUCAACAAGCGAUCCCAUAAACUCUGCAAAGUCUGCUACCAGCAUCGUCCCACGUAGACCUGAUGUACAACAUGCAGUCCUCUCAUCCAGAUCGAAUGCGUCAUUGCUCAAACAUGAACGGCAGCUUCGGUACCGUCAAGACGAGACAUCUGAUGACAUCUCCUGGGUAAGACUCAGUCUGUCUCCUUAUCGCGAGCUAGAUCGGUUCUCAAAACAUAGAGCGACCCACGUCUACCAAUUUGGAUGGGCAUCUUGGGACGGAAAGCUUUGGAGCAACGGCACUCCGUAUCUGCCGUAUGUGACACUGGCGGCUCAAAUCUACCACCAACAGAUAAUGCUACAUGUAUUACAAACGAGGAAAGGAAGCAAAAAGACUUGCGAGAAACUACAACGAUACAAGCUCGUCUACCAUGCAUCGCGCGCUCAUGCGUUACAAAGUAUCAUGCCUUUCUGGGAGCUGUAUUCAGAAGCGGUCAUGACCAAUCAUCUACUCAGAGGAACCAUCGUCCUACAACAUCAUCGACCAUCGCUAGCACCACACAUAUCGAGUCUGCAGGCUGUACUUACCAACAGCAUUCAACUGCUGUUCACAUUGCGCCAUGACAUCGAAGCCGUUCGAGGUCUACGCCUACUACCAUCUCCAUCUUCCCACGGCCAACGUUACUAUGAUUACAAAAUUGCAUCGUAUUUCACGAUGUUCGAGUACCAGCAGCACCUGGAACAAGGACGACACCGUUUGAAAGAGAUCCGCUCGCAGGUCAAAGCCUCAUCGCCACUCCUCAGAUUACGAUGGACUGACGAUGAUCUGAACUUGCUAUACUUCAACACCACACAAGAACAAGUCGACUACAUGGCGUCCCACAACCCCCACAACCAGGAACUAUCGCGGCUCGACUCUCUGCCAUGCAUGUGGCCCGCAUACACCAUCUGGACUCGGCUCAAGAACCUCUGUCGAGACGCCUACAACACCAUGGCGAAGGUCACGGAUCUGAUCGGCGCAGGCAUGCACUUAACCCUCAGAUCCAUGCCGCCCCAUGCACGACCUGUUCGAGUGCGGUUCUUCAACGGGUGCAGGGUGUAUGGGAUGAGGAUGAUGAUACUGCGGACAGAGUUGAAGGAACUGAACGAGCAUUUCUACGACUUCAGCUUGUUAAAAUGUACGAACACGACUGUGAGCGUUUCGCUGGCAUUGAUCGCUAAGAGCAAGGAUGUUCAUGAGGCUUUUCAUAAUAUCAUGGAUAGGAAUCGCGCUCAGCGGAUGGGGAGGAGAAGCUCCAUAGCGAGGAAAAUGACACGCGCGUUCAAGGAGAAAGGUGCAAUGGGAAAACCGUUCAUUCAGCCUCCUGGAAGAGGGCUUGCUGUUGGGAAGAUAUACCGUUCCGUCGGUUCGACCAAUGUGUAUAGAGCUCGGCAUGCAGGCUCCAAUGACUAG
Molecule: messenger RNA, 1575 nt
Organism: Dothidotthia symphoricarpi CBS 119687
Lineage: Eukaryota; Fungi; Ascomycota; Dothideomycetes; Pleosporales; Dothidotthiaceae
Exons: 1
Coding region: 1-1575 (524 amino acids)
Source: RefSeq, a predicted model, not a curated record